AUGAUUCUUGAUGUUGAGGAGAUGAAAUCACAAGAGUUGCAUUUACUCAAUCUCCCUCGCGAGAUCAGAGAUACCAUUUACGAUGUUAUGUUCGUGGUCGAUGGCCCACUGUAUCCGAGCAAGGAACGAGCAGGCGUGGCGGAUUACAUCUCACUUCUUCGAACGAAUCGUCAAGUCUACACUGAAGUUGUAGAAGUUCUCUACGGGCGUAACAUGUUUCAGAUCCGAGGAACUCCAGCCUGGACAGCACCGGAGUUCCUCAAUCUUCUCAGCAGCCAGCGAAGAGAUGGAUUCCUCAGACCUUCUCAAUGGGCCGUUGAUAUGAGCAAGGUCUGCCUAGCACGCCACUACCUCAAGAGACUGUACAUUCCGUCACACAACAUCAACCUCGAUCGGCUCAAGCAUCUCAUCUCACUGCUCAAGUACUUCCCAAAUCUGGAGUACUUGCAAGUCAUCUACAACGGUUCCUUCGGAGUUAAGGACAUGGAUGUUAUCAAUGUUUGCCGAUUAUUUCGGGAUCGGAGGCCUUUGGUGCAGGGUGCGUUGUGUAAGCGGAUUCGAUAUUCUGAGGCCGAGGAUAUCUCAUGGAUGCUUCUGGAGCAGCCUUAUAGGAACUGGUCGAGUUUACCUCCUGACGAGAAGAUGCCUCACAUGUGGAGGAGCCAGGAUGGUGGAUUGAGGGAAGCGAAAGUCGUUCCUGCUCCACAGAGGAUACCGGAAUGA
Molecule: messenger RNA, 723 nt
Organism: Cadophora gregata
Lineage: Eukaryota; Fungi; Ascomycota; Leotiomycetes; Helotiales; Ploettnerulaceae
Exons: 1
Coding region: 1-723 (240 amino acids)
Source: RefSeq, a predicted model, not a curated record